AUGGAGCGGCAGGUGCUGCUGAGCGAGCCGGCCGAGGCGGCGGCGCUGUACCGCGCGCUGAGCCGCCAGCCCGCGCUGAGCGCCGCCGGCCUGGGCCCCGAGGUCACCACGCAGUACGGGGGCCGCUACCGGACCGUGCACACCGAGUGGACGCAGCGGGACCUGGAGCGCAUGGAGAACAUCCGCUUCUGCCGCCAGUACCUGGUGUUCCACGACGGCGACUCGGUGGUGUUCGCAGGGCCCGCGGGCAGCAGCGUGGAGACCCGCGGGGAGCUGCUGAGCAGGGAGUCCCCCUCGGGCGCCAUGAAGGCCGUGCUGCGCAAGGCGGGGAGCGCGGGCGCCGGCGAGGAGAAGCAGUUCCUGGAGAUCUGGGAGAAGAACCGGAAGCUCAAGAGCUUCAACCUGUCGGCGCUGGAGAAACACGGGCCGGUGUACGAGGACGACUGCUUCGGCUGCCUGUCCUGGUCACACUCGGAGACCCACCUGGUGUACGUGGCGGAGAAGAAGCGCCCCAAGACCGAGUCCUUCUUCCAGACCAAAGCCCUGGAUGUCAGCGAGGACGAGGGGGCCGGGCCCCUGAAGCCGGACCAGGCCGUCAAGGGGGACCAGUUUGUGUUCUACGAGGACUGGGGGGAGAGCAUGGCCUCCAAAAGCACCCCGGUGCUCUGCGUGCUGGACGUGGAGAGCGGCCACAUUUCUGUGCUGGAGGGCGUCCCGGAGGGCGUGUCCCCCGGCCAGGCCUUCUGGGCGCCCGGAGACACGGGCCUGGUGUUCGUGGGCUGGCAGCACGAGCCCUUCCGGCUGGGCGUCCGCUUCUGCACCAACCGCAGGUCGGCCCUGUACUACGUGGAUCUCACCGGGGGCAAGUGCGAGCUCCUGUCGGACGACUCCCUGGCUGUCUCCUCGCCCCGGCUGAGCCCGGACCAGUGCCGCAUCCUGUACCUGCAGUACCCGUCUCUGGUCCCCCAUCACCAGUGCAGCCGACUGUGCCUGUAUGACUGGUACACCAAGGUCACCUCGGUGGUGGUGGACGUGGUGCCUCGGCAGCUGGGAGAGAGCUUCUCUGGCAUCUACUGCAGCCACCUGCCGCCGGGCUGCUGGUCCGCGGACAGCCGGCGCGUGGUCUUCGACUCCGCUCAGCGCAGCCAGCAGGACCUGUUUGCUGUGGACACCCAGGUGGGCACUGUGACCUCCCUGACGGCUGGGGGGCUGGGAGGGAGCUGGAAGCUGCUCACGAUGGACCGGGACCUCAUGGUGGCGCAGUUCUCCACGCCCAGCCUGCCCCCGAGCCUGAAAGUGGGGUUCCUGCCUCCCCCGGGGAAGGAGCGGUCAGUGGUGUGGGUGUCCCUGGAGGAGGCCGAGCCCAUUCCCGACAUCUCCUGGGGCGUCCGGGUGCUGCAGCCGCCCCCGGAGCAGGAGAACGCACAGUACGCCGGCCUGGACUUUGAGGCAAUCCUUCUGCAGCCCAGCAACCCUCCCGACAAGACCCAAGUGCCCAUGGUGGUCAUGCCUCACGGGGGCCCCCACUCCUCCUUCGUCACGGCCUGGAUGCUGUUCCCAGCCAUGCUCUGCCAGAUGGGCUUUGCGGUGCUGCUGGUGAACUACCGUGGCUCCACGGGCUUCGGCCAGGACAGCAUCCUCUCCCUCCCGGGCAACGUGGGCCGCCAGGACGUGGAGGACGUCCAGUUUGCCGUGGAGCAGGUGCUCCGGGAGGAGCGCUUUGACAGAGACCGAGUGGCCCUGGUGGGCGGGUCCCACGGCGGCUUCCUCUCCUGCCACCUGAUUGGCCAGUACCCCGAGACCUACAGCGCCUGCGUGGCCCGGAACCCCGUGAUCAACAUCGCCUCCAUGCUGGGCUCCACGGACAUCCCCGACUGGUGCCUGGUGGAGGCCGGCUUCUCCUACAGCAGCGACCGCCUGCCAGACCUCGGCAUGUGGGCGGAGAUGCUAGACAGGUCGCCCCUCAAGUACUCCCCUCAGGUGAAGACGCCGCUGCUGCUGAUGCUGGGCCAGAAGGACAGGCGGGUGCCCUUCAAGCAGGGCAUCGAGUACUACCGCGCCCUCAAGGCCCGCAGCGUGCCCGUGCGGCUGCUGCUGUACCCGCAGAGCACCCACGCCCUGUCGGAGGUGGAGGUGGAGGCCGACAGCCUCAUGAACGCCGUGCUCUGGCUGCGCAUGCACUUGGGCAGCUGA
This is a messenger RNA of Pipistrellus nathusii (Nathusius's pipistrelle), 2193 nucleotides long. The record is from the annotation of a GenBank genome assembly. Lineage: Eukaryota; Metazoa; Chordata; Mammalia; Chiroptera; Vespertilionidae.